AGUACGUCGUGGAGACACGCGCAAUGAUAGCCGGAAGCAUCGAUAGGGUGAGACUAUAAUUCCAUGAAAUUCACUGUAUUUCGUAAGUGCAAAGCUUUCACUGUCUUUCUUUUUCACGAAAGUUAGCUCGAUAAAAUACUACAGACCUCUCGACGUGGCGGUGGAGAAAAUGCUGUGGGGAAGGCAGUUCCUUUUUUCGACUUAGUUACUCGGUGGGGUUUGAGCUGACGUGGGGAGAAGUUCGAGAUGCCAGAAAAGAGCAGAUAAACAAACAGCCAGCGGAUUAAUCAACUGAGCGACUGUCCGAACGGGGGCUAAGCAGGGGACACGGGGGAAAUAUCAACGAGACCAAUUCGUCGCUAGAGUUUUGGACCCAAGAAUGUCUCCAAUAAUUUUCUAACGUUGUUGUUUAUCCCCAUGCCAAGUGCCAGCAGUGGCACAAAGAAGAAAAAUACCACGCGAGGAGAGAAAUUUUUUCCCCAAUGUGUUCCUGUCCAGCUUGUCAAGAUAGAACACUUCUGUCAAUAUGAAACUUGACAUGAUUUGACUGUAUGCUUCACCAGUUACAAACUAAAUAGCUUGCUAUAUCCCAUUGAAAACAGUACAAGAUAGUACAAACACUGCGUGGAUAUAGAAGUGGGAUAGCCAUGGCCCACCAUUCGACGCCCAGUUCCCAGAAGGCCCUGAUGAUGGAGCUGAAGUCCCUGCAGGAGCAGCCAGUGGAGGGCUUCCGCAUCGGCCUGGUGGAGGAGUCGGACCUUUACAACUGGGAGGUGGCCAUCUUUGGCCCCCCCAACACACUGUACGAGGGAGGCUAUUUUAAGUCUCACAUCAAGUUCCCCAUCGACUACCCCUACUCCCCUCCGACCUUCCGUUUUCUCACCAAGAUGUGGCAUCCCAACAUCUACGAGAAUGGCGACGUGUGCAUCUCCAUCCUCCACCCUCCCGUUGAUGACCCCCAGAGCGGGGAGCUCCCCUCAGAGAGGUGGAACCCCACCCAGAACAUCAGGACCAUCUUGUUGAGUGUGAUCUCUCUGCUGAACGAGCCCAACACAUUUUCACCGGCCAACGUGGAUGCCUCCGUUAUGUUCCGCAAGUGGAGGGACAGCAAGGGCAAGGACAAAGAAUACGCUGAAAUUAUCAGGAAGCAGGUGGUGUCCACUGUGGCAGAGGCGGAACGCGACGGUGUCAAGGUUCCCACUACGCUGGCUGAGUACUGCGUUCAGACUCGGGUUCCCUCCCAAGACAGCAGCUCAGACCUGCUCUACGAUGACCUCUAUGACGAUGAUAUGGAGGAGGAAGAGGAGGAUGAAGACGAGGAGAGCGACAUGGAGUCGGGAGGAGAGGCAGGGGGGACCAGUGGAGGAGAAGGAGGGGUCACUACUGGCUGCUAUGACGACGACCAGGAGGAUUCUGGAAACGAGGACUCAUGAUGAUGAACGCCCCAAAUUGACGCCCCACUCCCUACCACAUCCGAUCCUAGCUCCCUCCUGAUCCUGUUAAGCCUGGAUCAUCACCUAAAACAAAUACUUGUACAUCUGGUACAUUGAUAGUAAAUUAAUAACUGGAGAAAUUAGUAGAUUCCAAAUACAGGCGUGGUCGACCGCAAAAUAAAACAAAAAUAUCUCCAAAUAUAAUUUGUCUAGUUGAGAGCAGUCGGAAUUUGUCCUUUUGAUAUUUGACUUGACCGCAUGGUUUUGGUUUCCUUAUUCGAUGGUCACAUAGUCAAAGCAUGCCUCCCUCGUCUGAUGGAUUGAUAGAAAGCAGACAGUUGAUGAUGAACACAAACAAACAGCCGAGCCCACAGGAGUUUGUUUUGUUGCGAGAUGUGCAGAUAUCUGCUUUUUGGAGAGGAUCAAGUGUAAUGUCUGUUCAUACCAGUUUAAUAUCCAAUUGGAAUUUAUGAACAAGGAGUCGGAAAAGGGGCUUGCUACAUGUAACGACCCAGUAUUGCAGUGCAUCUGGGAACGGAGCACACAGAAAAAGAUGCAGCUGAAUGGAAUGUGUGCUACUGCGGUUGCUAUUGUUUCUGUUCAACUGUCUGCGUUUUAUCAUGUCACUAGACGCGUUUGCUUUAAGUAUGUUCCGGGCUUAAGUAUUUAAUUUUCUAACCAAAUUCUCAGAACCCAGACACCUCUUGGCCCAUUCACACCCUGGUAGUCUUUCAUAUUCAAGUGUAAGCUGGUUGGCUUUCUGUCUGGAUGGCUGAAAUUUGGUAUUUUUGUUAGCCUGGCAGGCUGUGUUGCUCAGUCAAUGUGCCCCUCUUUCUGUCUCGGGCUUGUCUCACCCUCGUUGUCAGCCAGCCAGCCUCAGUCGUUAUGUCUGUUUGACAAACACCCAAAUCUACAGACAAACUGCCCUGACUGACCCCACUUUCACCCCACACCUUCUUUCACCUCUGACCUCUCCAGAGCUGGGGUGUGUUCAUUAGGAACCAAACGGCAGAAAACAGACAAACGGGGAAGGACUACCACUUGUUUUUGUUUUCCGUUGCAAAACAGUUUGCUACGGUGUUCCCUAAUGAGUACAACCCUGUAUAUGGCACUAGGAGGAAGUGCUGUCUCGGACAUGGAACCAAAGGAGUUCAUUCUCCUCUCCCGCCCUCCCUCCCUCUCUAUCCAUCCUUUCCCUGCCUCCAAACCUCAGGGCCUCCAUAGACUCUCACUGGGAGAAAACCAGGGAUGUAGUGGAGGACAAACGCACCUUAACACCGUCUACGCAACCAUAUGUUAUGAAAAGUGUUCCUGCGCCUAUUACGCUAAAUUAGCGUUGUUAGCGUCCGCAUCAUUCAUUCAUUCAGCGUUUACCCACCUUAUUUCUUUAAUACUACAUCCCUGGAGAGCGCUCACACUCAAACUGCUCCUCAGCUUGAGCUUGGUAUUGUUUUAAAGGGUGUGUUUUUUUGCAGGGGGGGGGUGUUUUCAGAGGGAAAUCCAGAUCUCCAACACCAUCGGUCCCCAUGUCUCCUACCUUUUUUCCCUUCCAACCUCUUUGUGAGUUAGUCAGAGUAGUUUGGUGGGAGGAGCUAUAGGAGGAUGGGCUCAUUGUUCUUGCUGCAAUGGGAUAAAUGGACCAGAUUCAAACAUGUGGCUUCCAUAUAUUUGAUGUGUUUGGAGAAGCUAUAGAGCCCGUCCUCUAUAGCUUCUCCCACAAGCCUCCUCUGGAUUCAGUGUGUUUUUUUGUGUGUUUUUUCUCAUCGCCACCCAUUUCUGUGUGUUGCCCUCUUCCAUUGGCCAUGCUUUACAAAACUACACCAGAAAAGGCUUCUCAUCAUACAUGCUUGAUAUGCUUUCUUGGAAUUAGCGCAAACUCCUGGAAUUCUAGUUAGCAAGCCAGUUAGGUGGUCAAAAUGGAAAGUGAAGUUAAAUGAGUGGGAUUCUGUAUUUUAAUCAACUAUUUACACAUGCCAAGAGGCAUUAGCCAUUGUUUGUUAGUUAGCACAUAUAGCUAAAAGAGCACAUUUAGUUGUCCUCAACAUUUAUCAGCUAUGACUUGAGCACAUGCCACAUUGGUGAUUCAGAGCUACAUGGGCACUAUUGCAUUUUGUGUGUGAAAAAGGAUGUUUCUUGAAACUCUGCUGCAAAUACUUUGGCUAAGGAACAGCAUAGGCCCUAUGUAGUAAUGUUGAAGUUGUGUAAGUGGGGCAAAGUCAGUCAGGCCAACCCAUCAACUGUGCUCAUUAGGCCUGCAGUUUUCAUAUGGGUGCGUGUGUGUUUUAUCAUUACCUGUUUAAAGGAACACAGGACCCGUUACACCUUUCACUCACGUGGAGGUGCUGGCCUGGAUUGUAUGCCAAGGAGAUUACGUUUCAUCACCGCUUCCAGUGACACUACAAUCAAUCAGUUAUAGAUGGGUGUGGAGUAUUCCUUUUCUGUUUGUAAUAGGGAGAGACUUGACUAUUCAGUCUGAGGAAGACUAACAGAAUCAAAAUGAGAACUUUCCUCCUACCUUGCUCUGUUGAACUGGGGCUGGCGUCAAGUCAAAAAUGAGUUGACCGAUGGAUCACAUGGAUUGUUCUUCUCCUCAGCCACUGGCUGUUCAGGGAUGUGAUGUCAAUGACCUGGGUGAGCCAUGUCUCAAUACUCUAAAAUGACUUCCUCUCUUCAACCCCCUUUUAUUCAUGAUCACUGAUCGGUGAAAGGAGUGGAUGCAUUUCCACCAUAUUGCUUUUUCCCCCCCAACCUGCCAUGUUCUUUCAGAUCUGUGGUAAUAAAGAGGGCAAGGAGAAGAGGGAAGGAAGCCAUUGAAGAGUCCUGAGAUGCAGCCGGGGGUACUGUCUCAUGCUCGCUGACAUUUUGCCUUGUGUGUAUUAACUAGUAGGAGACUGUUGGAACAAUGUUUACCUGGUUGAAAUGACACUUGACUAGAAGGACCACAUGCUAAGCUGUCAGACUCAGUGUUGCAAAGGUGGAGAGCAGUGGACAAUUUUUUCUCAUGUAUUGUGUGGGUAAGUGUGUGUGUGGUGAUUUUUAUUUUAUUCUUUUUUAAAGGAGAUUUUCCCUCUGAGGCUGAAAAUGGUCUCAUUUGGACAAAAAUCAACUGUCACAGCCAGUGAUGUGGACAAUGCAGUCCUCCUUUUUAAUUUCAUUUUCUCUACCUUUUGUGUUGAGGAUGCAAAUGUCACCUAUAACAUGUAUAUUAUAAAAUGUUGAAUGGACAGGAUUGUCUGAAAUGUCUUCAAAUGUUCAUUUAUUAUCUGUUGUGAAUGAUGACAUUUGUUUCCUAGAAAGCAUCAGCUGCUGUACUUUGACAUGGAAAAACUGGGAAUGACAAAUUGUUUUUCAAAGCAGGUAGUAACUGUUGUAAAGACACUGGGCCCUGUUUGAGUAGUUUUCAAAUGAGUCCUUGAACCAUUACUGAAUCAUCAUGAUUGUGUAGGUGAAAACCGGGGUUACACUACAUACUAAAACACUGAUCUGACAUGAGAUUGUAUCCUCAUCUUGAAAGUAUCCAAACACUGACCCAGUUUCUCACUGAAUUUACCACAACUGUGCAACACAAUUCUCCUGCCCUUUUUUAAUAAAAUUCCUAAUUAAAAUGG
Messenger RNA from Oncorhynchus gorbuscha (pink salmon), 5041 nucleotides. Its product is annotated as ubiquitin-conjugating enzyme E2 R2-like. Bases 648 to 1433 code for a protein of 261 amino acids. The record is from RefSeq and is a predicted model, not a curated record. Gene Ontology annotation, biological process: protein polyubiquitination; ubiquitin-dependent protein catabolic process. The transcript is spliced from 6 exons. NCBI's taxonomy places the organism in Eukaryota, Metazoa, Chordata, Actinopteri, Salmoniformes, Salmonidae. Gene Ontology annotation, molecular function: ubiquitin conjugating enzyme activity.